UAGAGUAAUAACCAAAAGAUAAUUCCUAAAAUUAUCUUAACACGCCCUUAUUUUUUAUAAGACUGCACAAAGAACCUUUUGUGCAAACAGAAAGUUCUGCGUAUGUUAAAAGUACCUUUAUGGAACCAUAAAUGGUUCUUCUGUGGCAUCGUUUAAUACCUGUAUAUUUAAGAGUGUACUGUUUAUUUAUGUGGGCUGCAUGGGCCACCCGCAAACAGUAUCUGACCCGUGCCAUUUAAAAUUUGACUCAUUAUUGCAAACGUCACGUGCAAUAAAGACAACAGCGUGAACGUUUGCACUUGGACGUCUCCAGUGUGGUAAAAAUUUAACCGGGCGACGGCAUUUAAAUAGUAUCGCUGUAUCGAGAAUACCACCCGCUCCAUCACGAACUACAGGGAACGGGUUGCCUGGGAAACGGCCGCAUGGCAACAGGAUCAGAGCCGGGGGGUUGUGUGCUGCUAGCUCUGCUGCUCCCGUUUCCCAUUUCCUCACUAGAUGGUGUGCGAGCCACUGGAGAGUCGAGUUUCUCCCGCGGUCGGGCUCCGAUCAAAACAAAUCUGGAAAACUACACGGAACGCCAUCUCUCGGGCUUUUCGCGGGGAUUAAUACAUUUUCAUCCAUAUUUUUAUUAUUGAUAACGGCGCGGAUCGUACUCCAUUCGGCGGCGAUGGACAUAAUGAUCGCGGUGCAGGAUGCGUGCGUCUCCGGUCAGUGGCUCACCGCUAUAAUUCUCAGUCUUUGCUGCUUUCUACCGUCGUGUUUGCCCGCCGGACAGACUGUGGAGAAUGCCACCGAGAGUGUGGUCAGCAGACAGGGAGACACCGCGCUGCUCAGAUGCUACCUGUUGGAUAGAAUCUCAAAAGGAGCGUGGUUGAACCGUUCCAGUAUCAUUUACGCAGGGAAUGACAAGUGGUCGGUAGACCCUCGCGUGUCCAUCGUAUCAAAUGUGGGCGAUAAACAUGAAUACAGCUUACAGAUACAGAAAGUGGAUGUAACGGACGAGGGCUUAUACACCUGCUCGAUACAGAGCGAACGCAAUCCACGUCCGAAGCUCAUUCAGUUAAUUGUAAAAGUUCCUCCCAAAAUCUAUGACAUUUCAUCGAAUAUAACGGUAAACGAAGGCAGUAAUGUUUCGCUCAUCUGCACAGCCAGUGGGAAACCAGAGCCCAAAAUCUCUUGGAGACACAUCACCCCAUCAGCCAGGAAGUAUGAAAGUGGAGAGUAUUUAAAUAUUACAAACAUCACUCGGGAUCAAGCAGGAGACUACGAGUGCGGUGCCGAAAAUGACAUUUCUUCACCUGACACCAAGACUGUGAGAGUCACAGUCAACUUUCCUCCAGCAAUUCACGAGAUGAAGAGUCACGGGGUCCGACCCGGUCAGAUGGCCCUGCUGAGAUGUGAGGCAGCAGCUGUCCCAUCUCCAGCCUUUGAGUGGUACAAGGGAGAAAAAAGGAUUAACAUGGGCCAAGGUAUUGACAUCAAGAACCUCAGCUCCAGAUCAAUUCUCACAUUGAAAAAUAUGACACAGGAUCGCUAUGGCAACUACACCUGUGUGGCUGUCAACAGGUUGGGAACAGCUAACGCCAGUGUGCCUCUAAAUCCAAUUAUUGAGCCCACCACAAGUAGCGCUGUCUCAAGUCCAGCACCCAACACCGCUCCGUAUGGAAGUACAGGAGGCGCCGACGUCCUGCUGGCCUGCCGGUACCUGAUCCUGGCUCUCUCUUCUCUCCUCAGCAUCUACUAGCCCCGGGGACGGCCAUACACAAUGACUGUAAAGAACCCUUUGAGCAUUUACAGAUCCUUUGACACCGCCGAUGGCUGGAUCCAAUUUGGUACAAAUUGUCUGGAAAGCAGCGAGGGAUUUUAAUCAGCAUUAUUUACGUUGGAAUGGUAAUUUGGUACCGUGGUGUUUGUCAUCAUGUACAUAAAUAUGGUUUUAGGGGUUUUGUUUGGUUACCCUUUACUUAUUUUCUCUUCUGUUAUUUGAUAUCCGACUUUGAAAAUCAGCACCCAUUGUCUCCAUACGAACGCUCUCAAAUUAGCCAAAAUCACGCGUCGGAAAAGCAAAGGUGUGUGUGAUGUUAGUGUCUUUGUUAUUCAAAAAGGAAAGACGCUUUAGCGUGCCACCUUGCUUUUCAUGCUGGUGCAUCAUUUACAUAUCUAUAAAGGGGGCAAAGUGCUCAUACGCUCAUUUAAACCCAGUGAGUACAGAUUUGAGAAAGAGAGUGUACAGUAUAAACAAUAAAGAGACGGGUGAUGGGUGAAGCGAACAAUUGGAGAGUAGUCGGAUUGUAUUGACAAUGAAAAAUGAAUAAUCAUUUUGUGGACCAAAAUAACAGCCAUACGUCAGUAGUUCAAGACCCUAUAUGCAGAGGAGCCUCAGAAUCCUUAUUUGAUAUUCUAGAAAUAUUUUUCAUUUAUGAUCGUCUUUCCUCAAAAGUUGUUUUACUAGGUUAAAAUAUAAAUGAGUAUAAGACAAAUCAUUUCCUUUUAAAGCAGUUUGUAAACUUUGGCCUAUAUUUGUGUCUAAUCCUAAAAAUUUAAAUUAGACACAUGCAGUACGUUACAAUCCAACAAAAAAAAAAAGAGUCGCAGUGCUCAUUUCAUUCUGCCCUGGGGAUCUUAAAAAUGAGAGCUUUACUAUGAAAAAAAGAAUCGAAAUAUAGUGUUGCAUUUGAUGUUAUAUUAAACAAGACAUCAAAUAACAAUAGCACAUAAAAGACAUUCUGCAGUCGGCAGAAUUCGAAAUAAUAUACGGGGCCAAUCCAAAGUGGAACAAAGUAGGUCAUGUAUUACAGUGUCUAAUGAAACUUAUCAUUCAAGUCAUUAUUGUUUUUUUUUAAACCAGUAAAUAUUUUCAUCUCGAAAUUCUUUAUGGAUGAUGUAUUACUGUCGCAAUCAUUUGAAGAGGAUUUUUAUAAUGUAUUAACAUAUAUUACCUGCUUUGCUUUUGUCAGUGUGAAAUAGUUUCGAACAGGGAAGCAGAAAAAAAGAUUAUGCACUUCCCUUGUGGGGACAAUAUGAAGUUUCAAGUGUGGAUCCAAACAUGUGAAUUAUAAUUUCAAAAUAAGUAUGCAGUAUGGCAUAGUUUACAAUGUCGUCUUUCCUUUUAGAUGCCACAACUGUUGUUGAUUCUUGUCAAACAAGUAGAAGUCGGAAAGCGAGAACAAUUUGUAAUCAAAUAAUCUACUUUUAACUCAGAGGGUGUAUACGGUAUAAUAGAAAAUGAGUCACGUGUGUGCGUGUGUGUGUGUGUGUGUAUAUUCGAAGAAAGUAGAAUUCAUUUGAUCUUCUUGGUAGAGCCAGUGUCUAGAUUUAGUUUAACCUCUACACUAGUCCCCACACACUUGUUGUAUACUACGAUGUGCAGAAAUGAUAAAUGUGCUGCAUGUCAAAUAUUAUGUAUGUUGAGGUGGCCACUUACCAUAAAUCGAUAAUUUGAGAACAAAACCAGUUUUGAGGCUGCUUUGACUUAAUGAAAUGAGUUCCACACUACUGAACAUCACUGGGGCUGCUGUAUGAAAUGUUUUUCAUGUUUGUGAAAAUCAUCACUGAAUCUUUUCUGCUCUGUGUGCAAUAUUUGGUAUUUUUCUUUAUGCGUUUGUUUACGGUAAAAUCGGAUAAAAGGUUUGUUUAGCCAUGAGACGUUUACAUUGUUUCUCUUUAUAUCGUUUUUAAAACCAGGGCGAAAUUCAUAGCAAAUGAUGGGAAACAUAUUACGUCAUUACGUUUUCAAAAUCGUACUUGUAUUGUGAAUCAUUUACAACUACAAUUAUCCGACGUGAUAUUUUAAAACAGGACUGUAUAAUGAACAUAAGGCAAGAAUUUUACAAUAACUAAUACUUAACCGUUACUAUUGUUCAUUUUUGUUAGCACCAUGUAGGUUUAACCUAAAUGCUUGUGUCCCUGUGCUUACAGUAUUGCAGACUUGAAAGCAUCAUACAUCAAAAAGGGGAUGUUUAAAUAUUUAUUAGUUGAUGAUUAUGCCAACACACAUUGCAGCUGUAAUAUACAAAAAAAUAACAUCCAUAACUACUGAUGAGCUAUGAACGCAUUUCAUUUCAACGUUAUUAAAAAUACCACUUUAAAAGCAAGUACUGUAUAAAAUGUGCCUUUAAAAGUAUUUAAUUGAUCGAAUCUGUCGCCAUCCCAUGUCAAACGCCACAUCUAAGCCUCGUUUAUAUCGAAUAUAUCAAAAAUCGCAGUGUUAUUGACUUCCUUUCUUAUAUCUACAUUACUUCCUCUUUAAGAUUAAAUGAAUAGCUGAUAAAAGGGUCAUUUUUAACACCUGCCGAUUUCGCUUUCUGUAAAGUAGCACAUGCUCACUUUAUAAAUAUUGUGAAUGAAACAUCAACAAUGAGCUCAUUAAACCGUCAUUAAAACUGCAUAAGUGGAUAUCAAGAUAAGAAAAGGCAGGCAGGAGGCGUUCAUGCAUGCAUAAUUCUCCUGAAAGUUACAGCCUUUCAAAAAGAGUCGGUAAAUAACAGCCAAAUGUGCUGCAAAUUUCCACUUUGAACAUCUAAUGACUUGAUAAUUACAUUCCCGGACGUGCAUUAAUAUUCAAGAAUAGCUUUUCCGAAUGGCUCACGUCAGCAGAGCAUAUUCACGUAACCGAAUAGUUCACCGCAUGAUACCCCAUCAGGGUCACUUCACCUGCUGGUGGUCACAAAAACAUGCUAUUUUUGAACAAGUUCAAAUUACUGGAAACAACACCGCUCGUUGUGGCCUAAGGAGACCCCUCAGGUUCCAUUUCAACACCUUUUCAAAGCCAACAUGGGUACAUCGGCUCUCUGACACGCUAGGUGUGAGUUAGCAUUUCUGGUGUCUUCGACGAAUCCUAACGGCAGAGCUUUUGCCGCUGCCAGAUGUGUACAGGAAAACACGUACGAUCCUUCAUCUCGUAGCACAAGCGGAGCUCCUGGCAAGACAGAAUGAGGGUGGUAGGCGGUAUUUCAAUGAUUAAAAACCUGUCAGCUCAAUCUCUGUCUUGGCCGGACUCUUUUGAAAGUCGGUUCGAGGGAGUGCUGUGUGUGCGGUCAGCGGAGGCGAUUCUUCUGACCUGGCAGUUAAUAAAAUUCUUCCUGUGCCUUUGUCAGUUUCUGGAGGAUGAUUUCGUGGAGUGCCGGGGGGUGCUGCAUUAACCAGCUGUGAGCGCUCGCUCACCCAGCAGCACUCUGGCAGGCCUGACAGUAAUCUACAUAAACCUCUGUCCUUUUCAAAACGUUUGCCGGUAAUUGCAGUUGUGCAGUAUUCUAAUUGACUUCACGGAGGAGCGUAAAAAACAAAAACCUAUAAUCCUUCCCGAAGCCCGGCUAUAGUGUUGAACCUUCAAACGGCACGAAACUCGUGAUAAACGAUGAAUGUACCUAGCCUGUAGAAACAUUCAUUGGCAAAAUAUUUGUCUGGAUAAUAAAGUAGCUGCCAAAACGAGGAGGAGUGAAUUCUUAAGUUUUUUUCCCCGUCAAGUGUUUGUCAACUCCCUCGUUCGUUAUUUUCACUGAGCUGGAAAAUAAGUUAGCUGAGCACCGAUGCAGUGGUUUUAAUAAUGCUAAGGUUUUAACAGUGAGGACUGAGGCUCAUCAUGAGAAGAAUUAAUGUAAAAAGCGGGGGAUCGAUUUAGAAAGAGGGUUUUACGAAUACACUUAGUGGGAUCGGCACCAACAGCACCAGUCUUUGUUAUUCGCUUCUCAUUAAACGUCGGUGGGCCUGGUAAUUUUAAUUUUUUUUAAUGGCAUGGGCUAUUUGUUCUUGGCAUUUUUCAUAUCAACAAAAAACUGUUAUUUUGUAAAGUGAAAUAAGUCAACCUGCAGUGACACAACCAGUCUGCAAGUAAUUGAGCACAGGGGACACCCGCCAGAAAGGUGAGAUUACAGAACGGUAUAUUACUUUUGUAUAUACAUGUUCGUUUCCUUUUGGUACUUUUUCGUUCGAUUUGGUGACAAAGUAAAACGGACAUUGUAACCAUAUUGGGAUGGCUGUGUUUUUUUCUUUUUCUUUCCUUCCUCAAAUGAUGAAGCUGAAACGUCUGUGAUGAGAAAUAUGAAAUGGUCAUCUUUACUUACAUGUGUAUGGAGAUAAUUUAGCCACCAGGGAUAUAGUUGUAUAUUUUAGGCUCUAGAUCAUUGGAAUGACAUAUAUGGCUUUAAGUGGCAUUGAUAUAUAUUGAUAUUUGUCAAGAAAAAAGAAUCAUAUACUUUAAUUACUUUAAAGCUUACAUUGUGUAUAGCACGUAUGCAAGUUCAUUUUCAUCAUGUUUGAUGUAAUUUUGUAGCAGUGGUUUGAUACUAAUAAAGUUGGAAGUUGGUGAUGGAACUGUGAAA
Messenger RNA from Paramisgurnus dabryanus, 6320 nucleotides. NCBI's taxonomy places the organism in Eukaryota, Metazoa, Chordata, Actinopteri, Cypriniformes, Cobitidae. The record is from RefSeq and is a predicted model, not a curated record.